AUGUCCCCGGAAUAUGCAAUGCGUGGACAAUUUUCUGUGAAAUCAGAUGUAUUCAGCUUUGGUAUCUUAGUUUUGGAGAUUAUGAGUGGCAAGAAGAGAACUAAUUUAUAUCAAUCGGAACACGCUGAUGACCUCUUAAGUCUUGCUUGGAAGAAUUGGACAGAGCAAACACCUAUGGAAUUUCUGGAUCCAACACUUAGAGGUUCUUGUUCAAGAAAUGAAGUAAAUAGAUGCAUCCAGAUCGGUUUAUUAUGUGUUCAGGAAAAUCCAUCUGACAGACCAUCAAUGGCCACCAUUGCACUUAUGCUGAACAGCUAUUCGGUUACCAUGUCAAUGCCACGACAACCAACAUCUUUUCUUCGUGGAAGAAGUCCUGACAGGCUAUGCCGACGGCUUGAAUCUGAUCAGUCUACCACCGAUCGGUCUACCACCAGUUCAAUUCCAUGGUCUGUGAAUGAAAUAUCCAUUACGGAAUUACACCCUCGCUAA
This is a messenger RNA of Sphenostylis stenocarpa, 489 nucleotides long. NCBI's taxonomy places the organism in Eukaryota, Viridiplantae, Streptophyta, Magnoliopsida, Fabales, Fabaceae. The record is from the annotation of a GenBank genome assembly.